Molecule: messenger RNA, 1555 nt
Organism: Suillus plorans
Lineage: Eukaryota; Fungi; Basidiomycota; Agaricomycetes; Boletales; Suillaceae
Product: WD40-repeat-containing domain protein
Exons: 13
Coding region: 6-1424 (472 amino acids)
Biological process (GO): actin filament organization
Molecular function (GO): actin filament binding
Source: RefSeq, a predicted model, not a curated record
GGACGAUGUCUCGAUUUGUUCAUGCAUAUAAGUAUCGCCAUGUCUUCGGACAGGCAGCAAAGAAAGAACAUGGAUAUGACAACGUGAAGGUCUCUGGCAGCGCAUGGGAUACAAAUAUUGUCUCUGCCUCUGGGCGAUACAUUAGCGUUAACUGGAAUGCAUCCGGAGCUGUCCCAAAUUUCUCGCACAAGCUUCCUGAUGUUAUUCCCCUCGCGCGCAGUCACGCCGCCCCCAUCCUCGACACCGAUUGGUCCCCACACAACGACUCUAUCGUUGCCUCUGGCGGUGAAGAUGGAAAGGUCAUGAUCUGGAAGGUCGAGUCUUCCGCUUUGGAAGACUUGGGCCAGGAUCAUUGGGUACUGGAAGACUUUGACCCUGUGGCCAUCGGCCAAGUUUUCUUCCAUCCAACCGCGUCUAAUGUCCUCACCAGUGCUUCCAGCGAACGCAUAGUUAAGUUUUGGAAUCUCGCUGAUACUGAUUGCCCACGUUCUGUUCUCACCGGACACAGCGAUACCAUUCAGUGUCUCGCCUUCAAUCCUACCGGCACGCUCAUAGCGACUACCUGUAGAGACAAAAAACUUCGUCUAUUUGAUCCUCGUGCUGGAGGCGAAGCUGUUCGCAUCACUGAUGCGCAUGGUGGUAUCAAGGGCGCUCGUGUCGUGUGGAUGGGCGAUCUCGAUAAGAUUGCGACUACUGGUUUUAGCAAGAUGAGUGAUCGUCAAGUCUCCAUCUGGGAGGCUGGAGGUCUUGGAAGUGUCAAGACGAUAACUAUCGAUCAGUUUGCUGGUGUCGUCAUGCCUUUCUGGAGUGACAAUGGCAUUCUUUUCCUUGGCGGAAUUGAAUGUGUUUGUUAUUCUAAAUCCAACAGCGAUGGAAAUAUCCAGUAUUACGAGUACGAGAGUGGCUCGCUAUUCGCACUAGCAGAGCACAAAUCUCCGGAUCCCCAAGGGAAUCUCGUGUCGGAUUGCGAGAUUUCCCGUGCGUGCAAGGUAUCAGGCUCAUCCGUGGAACCCAUCGCUUUCAUCAUGCCUCGCAAAACAGACUCAUUCCAAUCCGACAUUUACCCAGCUGUGGCCUCGUCAGAAUCUUCUCUCUCAGCAAGCGAAAGUGUGUUCAAUGGUGGACAAUCGACAUUCAUGCCCUCGGCGCCUGCUCCUGCACCGACACAUGCGCCCGCACCCACUGCGUUCAGUGCACCCCCGCCUGUCACUAAAGCUACACCAGUCCUGUCGAGAUCCGAGUUGGCACCGGUGCCUCGACCCGCUUCUCCUGUUGUUCUCACUCCGCCAACGCAAGUUGAUGAUGAAGGCAAGACCACUGUGUCAGAAGCUGAAGUCAAUCGGCUCAAUAGUGAGCUCUGUGCAGCGCGAGAAAAGAUUCGCAACAUGGAGUUACAGGUAGCUCAGGCUUUGAUGGAAGCGUGAGGACCAGGUUUGUGAGACUCAGACCGCAGUGGUUGUAAAGUAAAACAGUACCUGAUGAGACUAGAGGUGCUUUUGGUGUAGGUUGAUAAUCGUGUACAUAGUCAUUAUAUCUUGUAUAGCCUGCAUUUCAA